AGUUUUAUACCAGUUUGACAGCAGUACACACCUCCUCUCCUUGAGGUGCGCUUUUGAAAAAACCACAUGACUAUAUCUUUAAACGAUGACAGGGACAUGUUUGGUGCUUUGCUGUUUGCCAUCACAAGUGUUGCCUCAGUACAAGCUGAUGAAUGCAUAGUGGGAGUGAUUGGGGAGCGUGUCCUCCUUCCCUGUGUUUAUAAUGGGGUGAAAAAUUUGACCUCCUUCCACAUCUCAUCUGAAUGGAGAAGAGGAAUGAAAAUAAUACACACUGCGGUCUGGAUAGAGGGACGAGUGGACAAUCAAAAUGUGUCCCACAGUAUCCGGACUACAGUGUCAUCUUUAGCCCCAAAAACAGGAGAUUUCUCCAUGGUGUUACACGAUAUACAUUUAUCAGACACACAUAAUUACAGUUUUCAUCUUAAGCCUCACGGCGAAAAAAGCAGCUCUCUUUGCACUGUCUGUCUCGCCGUAGCAGGCCAUUUCAGCCAUCCUACUUUAUUAAGACAGAAUGGAGUGGAUGGUGGCGAAACCAGAUUGUUUUGCAACUCCAGAGGAGGAUUUCCUGCUCCAUCCAUCUCCUGGCUUGUCAACCAUACACAGUGUCCUCCAGAAACAUUAGUCACAACAUAUAUAAAUGUUCUACCACAGUCUGAACUCUACAACAUCACAAGUGUCCUAUCCAUCAACAUAUCAGCAGACACUGCCGUAACCUGUGUCAUAGAAAACAACCUGCUGAACGAAACUUUAACAGCAACGAGCAUUGGUGUUCGUUCAAGUACAUCGGUGGUCCGGCUCUCAGAGCACAUGUGGGCGUUCAGCGCUGCUCUGUGUGUGGUUGUAUUCUUCCUGGUGGCUGCGUCUUUGGGUUUCCAGAAGAAAUGGGACCGAGAUAGAAAAAGAAAGCAACACAGAUGUGGAGAUGAUUCAUCUACACUGUAA
Rhinichthys klamathensis goyatoka is the source of this 942-nucleotide messenger RNA. Its product is annotated as T-lymphocyte activation antigen CD80-like. Gene Ontology annotation, biological process: T cell costimulation; cell surface receptor signaling pathway; cellular response to lipopolysaccharide. The transcript has 5 exons. The coding region runs from base 67 to 942 and encodes 291 amino acids. Lineage: Eukaryota; Metazoa; Chordata; Actinopteri; Cypriniformes; Leuciscidae. Gene Ontology annotation, cellular component: external side of plasma membrane. The record is from RefSeq and is a predicted model, not a curated record.